GGAGAGAUCAUGCUGAAAGGUCAAAUCGGACAGUCACAAUCAUUCUCUUUUUGGACUUGUUCAUUGCCUUUUCUUCAUUUUUUUAUGCCUUUAUGUUUGACGAUAUACUAUCCGCUGUAGAGCAGGAGAUAGCAAUAGAAGGGCCCCAAGGGUGUGACCUUGAUCUCUUAUGGGAAUUUGUCGCCACGGCCUUGGAGCGGCAGAUUCAGACCAUGCAACCCCACACCGAUCGCAAACCGAUCCUCGAUAAUAAAUACAAAGCUUUCCUAUGGCAGUACUUGCGUCAAUUCCAGCUCAUUAAGUUUAUACUGUCCGACGACCCUUCGACCUAUUUAAAUUUAUCCACAGCAGCUUACGACGACGUAUGCCAGCAAUACGGAUCAAAGCUCCGAAUUGUUGCUACAGUUGAAAGCCGAAAAAAGUUGCUUUUAACAGGCUUAAAAGCAGAUCAUACCCUGACUUCAGGUCAAGAACCAGUCCUCGAAGCCGUACUUCGGGCGCGGCAUCGAGGUAUCAACCAAAUGCAGCUGGCCGAAGAGUUGAAUAUGGAUCCUCGAAGUGUAUCUCACUAUACUAAACGCUUGCACGCUGCCGGAUUAAUCGACAGACGAUCCGAGGUGUUCAAACGCAACUUGACCAUCCUGCUACGUCAUACCAUGUUUGCCGCAGAGUCAACUGCGGCCGGAGAGAUGCCCACUUCUUUGAGGACUGAGGCCGCUCCACACCCUUCCGGAACCCCUAUUAAUCCCGAUGAAGCUCUGAAAUCGCUUACCAAACUUUUAUCGGAAGCAAAAGACAAUAUCAUGUAUUUGCAAGAUCUGGUCUCACUCAUGGGAUUUAACACCGAGAAAGAAAUUCGAUGGUGCCGUUCUUUCAUCGCCAAAUUGCAUGCAAAAAAUUACGUCGAAAAGCUCAAAGUGUAUUCGGAAAAAAAACGCGUCCACGCCGUAAGGCUCGUUGCGAACAGGGAAGACAUGGAAGGGGUCAGCACACCUGCAACUGAGGGCACUCCUUCUGAGAUGUCCGAAACGACCAUGCCCGUCGCCUCUGUUACUCCGACCAUUCCGAUUCAAAGUUCGUUGGUUGUUGACCAGUCAAUGGCUUAUCUCAUCUACCAAGCCAUUGUCAAUGCACGUGAAUGUGGCGCUACUCGCAAUGAUAUCCAUCAGCAGCUGCCGGCGAUCCCAAAACGGUUUGUGGUCCGAUGCUUGGAGCGACUUGUUCUACCGGGAUGGAAAGCGUACCACGAGAGUAAAGGCGAAUCGGUUGACAUUAACAGUGCCACCACCACAUCAACAGAAGAAGACCUGCAGUACGAAGAACCUUCAAAUAUAUAUUAUCUCGUAUCAGAGUCGCCAGAGACUCGAUACGGAAAACGAAAAACGCCCGCCACAUCCGAAUCCUCCUCUGCACCCAAGAAAAAAUCAAAGACAUCGCGACAAAAGUCGCAAAAGCUUGCGUCUACUACGACUACCGAAACUAUGCCCGACUCAUCCACGGACACGCAAACUUCCAAGCGGGUCUCCACGCGUGCCAUGUCCAAACCAGGAAAGACGAUAUUGCCUGCAGCAUCGUCUGCCACCGCGCAAAAAGAUACCUCAAACGAAACAGUCCCACCUGCCACGACCACGACCACGAACACAGAACUUCCUAAGCCCGCCACAACACGGGCUAGGGCAAAAAAGGUAGAGCCUAUCAAGGAAACAAUAACUCCUACUACGACCACGCAAGCAGAAUCUUCCAGGAAGAGACCGACACGUGCAGCCUUUAAAAAGGCUCAGGAAAUACUUCACAACUUCGUAUCCCCGGCCGAUAACCAACCACCAGCGGCCAAACGUCGUGAAUCCCCCGAACACAGUGAAGCCAAUGAACUCGCUACCUACACCUCCCAAAAGAAACCAAAGUUAACCGUAAAGAAUGCCAGGCCAAUUGCCCAUGUCACAAUAUCUGCACCGUCGCCUCAACAAAUCGCUUCGAGUUCAUCGGCUCCUAGUUCGGUCGGACCCGCCACAGCAUCAUCAUCGGCAAGACCUAAAAAGGAACGUCCAAGAGCUGUGAAUGUGACGGUAGAAAAGCGACGAAAGCAUUUGACCGAUAUUGUCCUUCGAGACAGGAUUCGUGAUCUGAAUGAGAGUCUUAAUGAUGAAAUGACCGAUUUAAUGUACGGAAAGGCCGAUACCAAAUGUAGGUUGGCGCGCAAAACGCUGCAGCGGGACAGCGAGGUAUUGCACGAAGCGAAAACAAUCAAGCUUAUCAAAGUGAUGGCGAGUUCAUUAACUGGCAACGAAGAAAUGAGAAUAUUAUUGAUGCACCCCGAAUUGAACGAAGACGAUCAAGAAGUUCAAGACUACCUAGAACAAUCGGGAAAAGCGGUCCACAUGGAAGGCAAGAAACACCGCGUGCUCAAGGUACUUCCAACCGCCGAGGUGGAACGGUUGAUCGACAGACAACCGUCCGUCAAACAGCUGGAACAUUAUAGUCAUAAUGGUUAUUGCGCUCCAAAGAAAUUUUGGCGAUCGGUGGCCCUGCAAUUUGGAUGGAUUCAGUCAAAAUGGUUGCGCGCCAAAGAGUUGCAUCUUUACAUGACGAGUGAAGCGGAAGAGACUGUGACAGCCGGGGGAGAAACGCAACGAACCAUCAAUGUACGCGACAAACUUUUCGAUAUACCACUCAGUCUCUAUUGCAAACUAUUUGGCAUCUUUACCUUUAGCAAUGUGCUGGAAAAGUUUCUUCAGGAUGAAAACAACCGCCACACCCGGCUUGGCGAUUUGCCGGACGAACUUCGGCAAAUCGUUAUCUUCAAGCAGUAUAAGUUGCGACGCAAUCUACUCCUGCUCGUUGAUUCGUUGGUGGCGCUCGAAUUAAUCGAACCAGUGGCGGAAGAGCCAGCGUUAUUGGCGUCACCAGACAACAUUAGCGUCACUUACCAUCUCUGCGACACGGGAAAAAUCCGUAACUUUGCCGCUCCUGCAAGGCCUGUUCUUCAAGAAAUGCCUAUUACCACGAGAGAGCAAGUGAUGUCUUUUUGGGAAGAGUUGCAGUACACAUGUACUUGCGUGCAUACCACCCAUACGUUGAUGAAUCGGAAAGGUCCGUCCGAUGCUCUUAGCAGUAUUAGCACACCUCACACUUGGCAUGUGGGGUCGCUAUUCACGCCAGCGCAGAAACAAAUUUUGGAUGCUCACGUCGAUAAUGUGCGUGGGGAGACACCGAGCCGAUAUUUCCAACUGCUUACUCGUCUUUCACGAGAGACCGGAAUUUCUGCGAACCGCAUUCGACGGUAUUAUCUGUCUAUUGAGAAAGGCUUUGAGCGACGAAAGCAGGCGCAAGAACAGCCAGUGGUGCUGAAACGAGGAAACCGAAGCGAUCAACAACCACCCGCGAUCAAAGCCUUGUUGAAAGCGUCCUCCAAUCAACGGACCGUACCUAAAGCGAAAAUUCGUCGCAAACUGUUCCCAUUCAAGAAAUCCACCUUUGUGGCAAGUCGAGAUGCCCUCAACCUCCGAUCUCGCCGAGACGUCCUCGACCCAACGGCCAAACCAGUGACGCGACCGAAAAAUCCGUUCAACGAUAUCGAGCAAGAUUUGCUGUUGUAUGCCAUGGCCAUUCAAAAACACCGAAGUCAGGGUGUAAAAUUCUUUUGGGCGCCCGUGGCUGAAGCUAUUCCUGGUCGCAGCGCCGAGUAUUGUCGACGAUCGAUAGCACCGAUCAUGCGAAAGGUGCCUCAUUUUCUAGACGAUGUCAACCGUUUAAGCGUGCAAUGGGGCGAAAUUUAUCGCCAAGGCAUAGCCAAAGGCGAUAUUGAAGAUGAAAGGCCAUGGGAUAAUCGCCAUUACGAUUUACCCGCCUAUUUGGAAUACUUUUUAACCAAACUUAAGGAGCAACCCGAAGAUCGAACACAGAUAUUACAUUUACCAUCGGAUGUCCAAACGGUGACCAAUGCAUUCCACAUUCAAAAAUUGACGGAAGAAUCUGGUCAUCCCUCCCCGUGCCUGUUGGCUAAUAAAACCGAUCUGUUUGAUUGGCACAUUUCCUCUGUAAACGACCAAGUGCUUCUUGCGACGGUAGUGAUCAAGAUGAUGAUGAUCACGCCGGCCGAGUCGUACGAUCCGGAUCGCGCUGCCUUACUUCUUCGCUUUUUUCCAAAGGAAAUCGUAGACGAAGCAGUGAAAUUACUACGUGAUAAUGGAAGCAUCGUCUAUUGGAAAUUGGGAAAGGACAAACGUGUUCCCGGCCGAACUUUUACUGUGUCGGAACGGUUUUUGAUGGCUUUCGAUAGCUUGCUGCCACCACAAUUGUAUCAGACGGCUGCUCAGUUUCAGCGGCAUGCAGUUGAUGGCCAAGUCAUUGAUCUCGACAAAUUGGACAGCGGUAUUGUAGCUUCCACAUUAAAUAUGCUAUCCAAUGGCAAUAUUACUCUCGACUUUACAGACAGAGAACGGUACUUGACGCUACGGCGGAAAUUGUACUAUCCAAAAAAAGCAUACACUGUUGCUCGUUAUCUUUGGAUCAAUGAUGAAUUCCAUAUUCGGAUGCAGAUCAAUCACGAGAUGCAAAUACCCGCGGCACCGGAAAAUCACCCGUCGCUGGAGCUGCUUACUCCUGGCCAGACGAGCCAUGUAGCUAAAAAAGUUUAUGGCAACAAGUCAAAAGUGAAAUUCGUUUACGAAGCGUUGGAUCAUUUUGGAGACAAGGGUGCCAAUUUUCAUGAGAUCAAGAAUUAUGUGCUUGCGAAACAUGCCAUUUCUUUGGAUGACGAGGAGCUUUAUCACGCGCUUCGCGACCUUUCGAGUGGAACGUGUCCUGUGGCGUGUGAUAUAGGGUAUACGAAUCAAAGAUGGGUGUUGUCGCAUCAUGCAAGCCAAUGGAUGGUGAAAAUUCGUGGAGAGACAAAGUAUGUUCAGCCGCGCAUGUGGUAUGAUAUCCAGGGACAUGUUAUCAGCAAAGUUCUGCGUGGAUGCUGUGAAGCGAUUCUUGGGCAUAUUGUCUUGAAUCCUGGUAUUAGUCACGCCAGAUUGCUUGAGAAUUUCACCGGCUUCUUAGCACCCAUCGAGUUGCGAGAUCUCCUAGACUAUUUACGGGGCAUGAAAGCCAUCCGAUCACAGUCGAUAGUGCAGCAUGGAAAAGUAUCCUUGUUUUCGCGUAUCGGAUUCUCCAACACCGGCAUUUGUACAAUGGAAAAGACGAAAAGCACGCAUUAUUGGGCAACCAAAAAUUACUAUAUGUGGGCAGAUGGAGUGUCACAGACUUAAUGCCCGAGCUGAUUUUUGAACCAUGGCCAUGAAAUCAAAAAAAAAAAAAAAAAAACGAAAAAAAAACGGCCAAGCA
Messenger RNA from Radiomyces spectabilis, 5328 nucleotides. RefSeq lists its product as uncharacterized. The coding region runs from base 93 to 5252 and encodes 1719 amino acids. Lineage: Eukaryota; Fungi; Mucoromycota; Mucoromycetes; Mucorales; Radiomycetaceae. Gene Ontology annotation, biological process: transcription initiation at RNA polymerase III promoter; 5S class rRNA transcription by RNA polymerase III. The record is from RefSeq and is a predicted model, not a curated record. Gene Ontology annotation, molecular function: DNA binding. The transcript has 17 exons. Gene Ontology annotation, cellular component: transcription factor TFIIIC complex.